Messenger RNA from Ananas comosus (pineapple), 1952 nucleotides. RefSeq names its product AAA-ATPase At5g57480. Lineage: Eukaryota; Viridiplantae; Streptophyta; Magnoliopsida; Poales; Bromeliaceae. The record is from RefSeq and is a predicted model, not a curated record. Gene Ontology annotation, molecular function: ATP hydrolysis activity; ATP binding.
CCCACCUUCUCCCUCUUCUCGCCGGCGCCGGCGACGCGGUGCCACCGCGACGGCGGCGGCGCCGCCGUGCUCCGCCGCCUCGGUAUCUUCCUCGGCCUCUCCUUUCAUUCGUCGGAGUUCCUCCCAUUAACAAUCAGCAGGAUGAAGGAGUAUUGGUGGACUUCGUUGGCGUCCCUGCUGGGCGCCCUGGCCUUCGUGCAGAGCCUCCUCCACGCCGUCUUCCCCGCGGAGCUGCGCGUCGCCUUCGCCACGCUCCUCCGCCGCCUCUCCGGCGCCUUCUCCCCCUACUGCUACUUCGAAAUCCCCGAGAUCGACGGCGUCAACACCAACGAAUUAUACAAUGCCGUGCACCUCUACCUGACGCGCCGCCGCCGCCUGUGCCGCGGGCUGAACUCGUCGGCGCUGACGUUCGGGCUGUCGAGCAGCGACCGCGUGGCGGACGCGUUCCGCGGCGCGGGGGCGGCGUGGGAGCACGUGGCGACCCCGCGCGCGGCGGCGGGGUUCUCGUGGCGCCCCUUCCCGGAGGAGCGGCGCGCCUUCACGCUCCGCAUCCGGCGCCGCGACGCGCCGCUGCUCGUCCCCUCCUACCUCGACCACAUCAUGGACAGCGCCGCCGACAUCCGGCGCCGGAGCCAGGAGCGCCUCCUCUACACCAACGCCCGCGGCGGCGCCGGCGCCGUCGUGGUCGGCGCCGUGGACGCGGCCCACCGCGGCGGGCACCCCUGGGAGCCGGUCCCCUUCAAGCACCCGAGCACCUUCGACACCCUCGCCCUCGACCCCCGCCGCAAGGCCGAGAUCAUGGCCGACCUCCGCGACUUCGCCGAGGGCCGCGACUUCUACAGCAAGACCGGGCGCGCCUGGAAGCGCGGGUACCUCCUCUACGGCCCCCCCGGCACCGGCAAGUCCAGCAUGAUCGCCGCCAUGGCCAAUUUCCUCCGCUACGACGUCUACGACCUCGAGCUCGCUGAGGUCCACACCAACUCCGAGCUCCGCAAGCUCCUCAUGAAGACCACCUCCAAGUCCAUCAUCGUCAUCGAGGACAUCGACUGCUCCGUCAACCUCGCCAACCGCGGGACGGCCAAGCGCCCGCCGGCCGCCGCCGACCCCGCGGCCGACAUGAUCGGCGGGGACGACGCGCGGACGGUGACGCUGUCGGGGCUGCUGAACUUCACCGACGGCCUCUGGUCGUGCUGCGGGAGCGAGCGGAUCUUCGUGUUCACCACCAACCACGUCGAGAAGCUCGACCCCGCGCUGCUGCGGUCGGGGAGGAUGGACGUGCACGUGUUCAUGAGCUACUGCACCUUCCCGGCCCUGCGAAUUCUCAUGAAGAAUUACUUGGGGAUCGACGACGCGGGCGCGGGCGAAGAGAAGGAUGGGCUGUGGAGGGAAUUGGAGGAGGCGGUCGGCGAGGCGGAGAUGACGCCGGCCGACGUGAGCGAGGUGCUGAUCAAGGGUCGCGAAUGUGGGGGUGCGGCGGAGUUGAGGAAGAAGAGGAUGAUGGAAGGGACCGAGGAGGAAGAGGAAGAGGAGGAGGAGGAGGAGCAGGAGAAGCGGGCAUUGGAGAGCCCGAAGGAAGGAGGAGGAGGAGGAGGAGGAGGAGGAGCCAUGGGUGAUGAAGCUAAUGAAAAGGAGGAGAAGGGUGGGGAGUAAACUGUUGAGAGGGUUGGGACUUGGGAGGGAACUUUAGGAGCUUUGAAUUUUUCUUUUUCUUUUUCUUUUUCUUUUUCUUUUUUUUCCUUUGCUUGAGUUUGUUGUCCUUCUCUCUUUCUCUGAAAGAAGAUUAAAAAAAAAAAAAAGGAAAAAAGAAAAAUAUGCGCAAGGGUCCUCUGGUGUUUCUUUCGCAUUUGUUGAGUGUCCCGAGUUAUACAUCUUGUUGUUGAUCUGGGUCAUACAUACGCUGCACUGUUGUUCCCUGGUUCUUUAGAGGAGGUUUUUAUUAGUGUCUGUUUGGU